Molecule: messenger RNA, 597 nt
Organism: Capronia epimyces CBS 606.96
Lineage: Eukaryota; Fungi; Ascomycota; Eurotiomycetes; Chaetothyriales; Herpotrichiellaceae
Exons: 1
Coding region: 1-597 (198 amino acids)
Source: RefSeq, a predicted model, not a curated record
AUGGCGGACACAGCGCCCACGCCCACACGUCUCAACAUCCGCCCGCCCUCCACCGGCCGCGGAGCCCUCGACCGUGACCGUGACCGUGACCUUGAUGUCGCCCUCGCCCUCCAAUUCACCCCUCCUCCCGUCUCGUUCCUCCAGGGCCUGUGGUAUGUCACGCACUCGACGCUGCCCUUGUGGAAGUCAAACCGCAACGUGACCAUCACGUAUACGCCGCUCGAGAACAACGCCGAAGUGCUGGACGACCUGGUCGAGUACCAGCCCUUGACCUCGGACAAGCACAAGAAGGUGGAAGGCGUCGACGUGCCCGAGGCGGAUGCCACGGCCGCAUACAAUUGGCGCGGGAAAGGAUGGCUGAAGAUCGCCUCGAGCCACUGGCAGAUCCUGGGCUACGGCGAUGAAGAGGGCGGCUGGAUGGUCACCUACUUCCAGAAGACGCUGUUCACGCCCGCCGGGAUCGACAUCUACGCUCGACGAAGAGGGGGCCUGUCGUCACAACUGCUGGCGCAGAUCAAGCACGACAUAAGGGCCGUCAAAGACCAGAAGUUCUCGACCUUGGCCCUGCUCCUCUUUCCAAUCCAUCAUAAUUGGUGA